AUGUCGGUCACAGAGCAGCAGAGGCCCUGCUAUGUCUGCGUCCAGGAUCACCUCCUCAUCGCCGCCGCCGACAACUCGGUGCUCUGCUGGGAUCUCGCUCUGCUGGCGGAGGCGGCGGCUGAGCCGCGAGAGCCGCAGAAGCCGUCGCGGGUGCUGCCGCUGUGCGCGGCGCAGGUGGGGUGCCGCGUGCAUAGCCUGGCGCAGGGCCAAGUGCUGGCGCUGGGCCUGGAAGACGGCAGCAUCGAGCUGCGGAGUCCCAAGCUGUCGCUGCUGUCCCGGCGCGUGGGCCACCGCUCAGCGGUGUCGGCGCUGCAGAUGACGGAGCAGGGUCUUGUGACCGGAGACGACACAGGGAACCUCAUCAGCUGGAAGUGCGACGAGACGCUGCCGGGGGAGGACUGGGAGAUCCUGUGGUCGCAGCAGCACACGGGCCGCGUGGUGGCGGUCACCGAGGCGGCGGGGGACUUGGUGGCCAGCGCGGCGCUGGAUGGCCGCGUCAUCGCCUGGGAUAAGGAGGACGGGAGCUUCGUCUUCUGCAUUCCCAGCCACAAGGCCUGGCUGGGCUCCGUGUGCGUCUCGGAGGAAGGCGACCUCAUGGUCACCGAUGGCAGGGACAAUGCGGUGUAUCUCUACGACUUUGGCGCAGGGGAACCCUAG
Messenger RNA from Effrenium voratum, 657 nucleotides. The record is from the annotation of a GenBank genome assembly. Lineage: Eukaryota; Dinophyceae; Suessiales; Symbiodiniaceae.